AAGCCGUAGUCUCAUCCUACUCAUCACUCGUCUCAUCCUAGCUCAUCUGACUCAGUUGAAUUUGGGACCAAGUACAAGAUAUUAGUUGUACGGAUUCGUCAUGAAGUUCGCACUGAUACUCAUCGUAGCCGGAGUGGCAUCCGCUGGUCGUUUGGAGAACACUUAUCUCCCACCAGGAUCAGCAGCAUCCGCAGGAGGAGCAGGCUUCAUCCACGCACCUGCUUACACUGCCGUAGGAUCCAGCGGAAGACCCGGAGUAUCCGGAGGCUUUGGUGGAUUUGGAGGAUCCGGAGGCGUCGGAGGCGGUGCUGGAGGAUUCGGAGUCCACGGUGGAUCAGCUGGAGCGCCUGGACCAGUCGUAGGUGGUGGUUACCAAGGCAGUGGAAAUCGUCACGGACAGUUCGUCGAGAUCACUAGAUUCAACAAUCAGAACAAUGGCGACGGAUCUUAUCAGUACAACUACGAAGCUGCCAACGGCAUUUCCGCCGAGGAGUCUGGUGCCCUCCAAGGCGAUAGCGAGGUAGUCAAGGGAUCCUACUCCUACACUGGACCCGACGGCGUUCAGUACACCAUUCACUACACUGCUGACGAGAAUGGAUUCCAUCCCGAAGGAGCUCAUCUCCCAACUCCACCGCCGAUUCCCGAGGAGAUCCGUCGCGGAGUUGAGCUGUCGCUGGCUGCUGAAGCUAGAGGCGAGAAUCAAGACGGACAGUAUCGUCCUUCCGGUCCUCAGGGUUACAACAAGUAUCAGACUUCCGGUCAAGUUGGUGCCGGUGCCAGUGCCGGUUAUCAUUAUUGAUUCAAAAUUGCCAUCGCCUACUGUGACUUCCGGAUAUUGAUUUUUUCAUGAAUUUCAUGAUAAAUUAAUGUUCUGAUAGUUGUGUAAAUAUACAUUAACAAUAAAAGAUUUUACAUGACACUA
Cephus cinctus (wheat stem sawfly) is the source of this 922-nucleotide messenger RNA. RefSeq names its product pupal cuticle protein 20. Gene Ontology annotation, cellular component: chitin-based extracellular matrix. NCBI's taxonomy places the organism in Eukaryota, Metazoa, Arthropoda, Insecta, Hymenoptera, Cephidae. Gene Ontology annotation, molecular function: structural constituent of chitin-based larval cuticle. The transcript has 3 exons. The coding region runs from base 101 to 799 and encodes 232 amino acids. The record is from RefSeq and is a predicted model, not a curated record.